This is a messenger RNA of Ostertagia ostertagi, 963 nucleotides long. The record is from the annotation of a GenBank genome assembly. NCBI's taxonomy places the organism in Eukaryota, Metazoa, Nematoda, Chromadorea, Rhabditida, Trichostrongylidae.
AUGAAAAAAUAUUUCGCUAUCCAUUUAUUGCUAUUAGUCUUGCAAACCAAUGGACAGAAGGCGAGAAAAAACUGGUCACAAAAGUCCUUGGAACUCGAUGGAGAUGGAACGUUUGGUCUAUGUGAAAACGAAUUUGGUCAGUCGUAUUACUUCAAGGAAUACGAAGGACAAGAGAAUCUAUGUCUGAAACACGUGGCGAAGGUGAAAUACAGCAAUCUAAUCAAUGAAACAGGAUGGGCAUAUGUUGAAGUCGAAGUUUCACCACGAAUAACGCAACCAUACAAACAAGGAUAUGCUGCUGGAUUUGUGGAAGGAAGAGCGACGCGUGAGUUGAUCCGCCUACAUGUGGCGAAUACUGUGGAUGGUUUUUGCGAUGGAGCCGAACAGUUCUGCGAUGAUCUCAACGAAUAUCUCAUGGACAACUACUUGUGGAUGCAAGAAAAUAUUGCCAGUUACCCGGACGAUCAUUAUUGGAAUCAGGUGAACGUGACUCUGAAUCAACUACUGGGAAUGAUCGACGGUUAUGAAGGAAAGCUGGGUCGAACUCUGUCUGCAGAAGAAGUCGUCGCGCAUCCUCUUUACCUUCUCCAAUUGGCUGGUGACAUUGAGGAUCUGUCGGUGAAAUUCAGAAAACCAGAAACACAACGCAGCCUUCUCGCUGGGAAUGGACACUGCUCCGCUCUUAUCAAGCUGCUUCCUGACUUCUCCGACAUCUAUUUCUCCCAUGUCACGUGGUCGUCCUAUUCAACCAUGCUGCGAAUGCAGAAAAAGUACACGUUCGCUACAGGUGACCCUGGGCGAAGCUACUCCUUCAGCGGUUAUCCAGGUACAAUUUCAUCCAAUGAUGAUUUUGUUUUGACGUCGGCUCGCCUUGCCAUUCUGGAGACCACUAUCAGUAAUUACAAUGAGCGAUUACAGCGAUACAUCACACCAAACAGCGUACUUUGCUGGCUAAGAGCGCAG